This is a messenger RNA of Anneissia japonica, 4616 nucleotides long. RefSeq names its product cytochrome b-245 heavy chain-like. Gene Ontology annotation, molecular function: superoxide-generating NAD(P)H oxidase activity. The transcript has 15 exons. Bases 1176 to 2915 code for a protein of 579 amino acids. Lineage: Eukaryota; Metazoa; Echinodermata; Crinoidea; Comatulida; Comatulidae. Gene Ontology annotation, cellular component: plasma membrane; NADPH oxidase complex. Gene Ontology annotation, biological process: defense response; superoxide anion generation. The record is from RefSeq and is a predicted model, not a curated record.
UUUAAAUAGUUUUGCAUUAUGUGGCCGUUUGCUGUUUUAUGGGUUUUUCCCAUUUGCCUUUUAAAAUUUAUAUAUACUGUAGUAUGCAAUAUAUAAUAUAAUAUGGUAUAACUUCAGUAGGUUGAUAGCAUUCAAUUAAAAAUUGGAUCAAGGAAAUUCUUUCUUUGGCAAUAAUCAGAUGCAUGAAUGAUACUAUCCUUAUAUGCAUAGACCCUUAGAUUGGCUAGUAAUCAAUAUAAGCAUUUUUGGAGUGAAUUAUUUCGAUUCUUGUUUAAUUGGAUGUUUGUAAUUUACUUGAAGCUUUUACAGAUUUUACUACAGAUAAUAUAUUUUCAAUGUUAUAAAUAACUAUAAUGAUGAUAAAAUCUAAACCUCUUUCAAUUAGUUCCUAUGUCUGUAUACAGUAUAUGUAUUUUUGACUUCUAAGAUUACGCUUGAUCAAUGCAUAUAUUUGUCUUGACUGGUUCAGUAGUUAAAUAAAAUGUUUUAGAAAUUCCAUCAGUUUUGUCAUUGAUUCGUUUUGGCAUUUCAUCUUUUGUGUUACUCAGCCAUUGAUUUUUAGUAGAUUAGUCAGUGUUUGUAGUUGUGUUAUGAACCAUGUGAUGUGUUCAAUUCAAUAAAGGUGAACUUUAUUCUCAUACAGUGUCCAGCAGUGUCUAGAUGUAAAUGAGAUAACGCCAUAGGAAUUCACAUGAUAAAACAGUGGAUGUUUAAAUUUUAACAUACAGUAUAUACAAGGAUGAAUUCACUGCAGGCUGAAAAUUUACUUUUUUGCCCUUUGUAUUGAAACUAUGGUCCAAUCAUCAAGCGCCUAGAGGCUGACCAGGCUCGCGCUCCAAUUAGCCAAUUAGAAGUUUACCAAUAAAUGGCAUGGAGUGGCUUCUUGUUCGAUUGACUGACGAAAGUUCAAGACGAUUUUUCUCGGAGAUCAAGCCAUCAACAUUAGUGCUACUUAAUACCUCGACUUUUCCAAAGUGGAAAGAAUACAAUUAAAUUCAUAUCCUAGCUGACAUAAGGAAACUAUUUCCUGAAGAGAAAACUGCUAAGCCAGCUAUUGACUUCAACCCAGGAUCAAGGAAGUGCAGAUAGACACUUCAUCUUCAGAGUUUUUAAGCAAAAGGUGUUGUGCUAUCCUGAAUGAAUUAUAAAGUAGAAGGAAUUACAAAGUAGAAGAAAUGGCGGGUGAUCAUAGCCUCAUCAAUGAAGGAUUGAAACAUGCAUUUGCGUUUCUGUGGAUUGGAGGCAACAUAGCUUACUGGUUAGUGACAUUUUUUGUGUAUGAAAAUGAGGCUCGGUACCAUUACAUAAGGUUUUUGACUGGGCCUGCAGUGUCUAUUGCUAAGGCAUGUGGUGCGUGCCUAAACCUAAACAGUAUGCUCAUCUUAUUACCAGUCUGCCGAAAUCUCAUUUCGUUUUUGCGAGGUUCUGUUGAAACUAAUGCUUGUUGUAGACGAAGUGUACGUCGUCUGCUAGACAAGAACUUGACUUUUCACAAGGCGUUAGCGUACCUGAUCGUUAUACUGUCCAUAGCUCAUUGCAUUGCACAUUUUUUCAACUUCCAAUAUCUGUAUGAUGCUCAAGUUUAUAGUGACGAUGGCACGUUGGAACGUUUUUUGAGUGAUCUGGAUGACCAUGAUAAUGAUACAUGGAUUAAUCCUGUCAGAAAUUCUACAAUUAAAUUAUUUGGACUUGGUGUGAUUGAACAAGGUCUGAGACGUGUUGCCGGUUGGAGUGGCGUUGUUAUAACUGUUGCCCUUCUUUUGAUGUUCACCUCAGCAACACAAUUCAUCCGUCAUUCAUACUUUGAAACAUUUUGGUUUACUCAUCAUUUGUUCAUCAUAUAUUAUGGAUUUCUACUUGUCCACGGAGCUGAAGGUGUUGUCCGUUCCCAGAAUAAUACAGAAGUUCAUAACCCCUUUUAUUGUGAAAGUAUCGGUGUUAACAAUUUUACUUUUGAUGAAAGAUGCACGGCACAUCCAACAUUUGUCAAAGGAUCUCCAGCUAGUUAUAAAUGGGUUGCUGGACCAUUAUUUUUGUAUUUCAUUGAAAGACUUAUUAGAUUCGUCCGUAGCUGCCAGAGUGUGACAAUUACAAGGGUUGUGAAGCAUCCAUCUCGUGUAUUUGAGCUGAGGAUGAAAAAGAAGGGCUUUGAAAUGUUAGCUGGACAGUAUAUCUUCCUAAAAUGCCCAAGAAUCUCACAUCUUCAGUGGCAUCCUUUCACACUUACAUCAUCCCCAGAUGAAGACUUCUUCAGUGUGCAUAUCCGAACUGCUGGUGAUUGGACAACCUCUUUGUCUAUGGCUGUUGGUGCCACCAGCAAGGAUCCAAUUGCCGCUGAGGACCUUCCAAGGGUUGCAGUGGACGGUCCGUUUGGAACAGCUAGUAUAGACAUCUUCAAGUACCAGGUGGGCAUGUGUGUUGCGGCCGGUAUCGGUGUCACUCCAUUUGCAUCAAUUCUCAAAUCAAUAUGGUAUAAAAUAAGAGAAGGUGAUGAAGAGUUAAAACUACGCAAGGUGUACUUCUUUUGGGUUUGCCCCGACACAAACGCAUUUGAAUGGUUCUCCGAACUCCUGGAAAACUUGGAGACAGAGAUGGCAGAUCAAGGGCGAUCUGACUUUCUCAACUACAACAUUUAUUUAACAAGGGGUUGGAGUUCAAAACAGGCUAAGAAUAUCUACCUACAAGAAGAAGAGAAUACAGAUGCAAUUACUGGCCUCAGACAGAAGACACACUAUGGUCGACCAGUAUGGGAUAAUAUCUUCAAACAAAUCGCUUCGGACAAUCCGGGUGUUAAUGCUGGCGUGUUCUUCUGUGGCCCGUCAGCUUUGUCUCAUGUUCUUCAUAAGAACAGCAACUUACAUUCCAGCAUCACUCGUGAAGGCUGUCGCUUCUUCUACAACAAAGAAAACUUUUAAGAUUAUUUAAAAAGAAAAGAAAUAUGACAACCAUGAAUUAAGCAUAAUGAAUUAAAAAAAUAACAAUAUAUCAAAUUUGAUGGGUAUAAAUGCAUCCGUCAGCCAUGUACCCUUGGGAAAUGAUUUACUAAGAAGGGAGAUGGUUCUUUUUCAGCUUUCUUGAAGUUGGCAUGCAUCAAUUUAAGUUUCUGUAAUGUCUAAAGUCGGCACAUACUGGUUUUAAGACCGUUGGCUGAUGAAUUUACCCCUUCACUGGCAAACUCAGUGGAUCAUCAUUAAAAACGAUCCCUUAAGUUGAGUGGUCAAGUGGUAAGGCAGGGGCACCGCUAACUACAGCCAAUUAACAACAGCCCUGGUUCCAGCUGCUUCUUGCCCAGGGUUUGGUUGGUAGGACCAAGUCUUCUCAGGUAAGGACUUUAAAUGAAGGUCCAGUGAACUCAUUUGGCUCGUGUGCACUUUAAAGAACCCAUUUCAUCUUUCGGAAGAGUAGGGGGUUACCACGAUGCUAUGGUUAAUUUCAGCCACCUAUCGUUGCGGUGUGAUGUGAACGUGUAGCUACUAUAAGCGCCUCCUUACGGCUGCUAGGUCGUCACAGACCACUCCCAUAAGCAAUGAAGCUACAAUUUAUGGUUAUUCUUCUACCUUUACUCUUUGUGUAUGAGCGCGUUCUUAAUACAAUCUCAUGGCUGCUGACUGUAGGGUGCAGAGUGUGCCCGGCUUUUACAACAUUCUGGAUAAAUAUAUGAUAUGGUAUGAACUGAUUUUACCAUACUGUAAAUGAUUAAACAAUGUUUGGCUUCAAUGAUGCACCUAUUCAAAUAAUAUGUCAAAUUUGUACUAGAGUAAUAAUCAUUCUGCAAGAAAUUGGUUGUUUAAUAGUGUCUUGAUGAUACAAAACACCAAUGUUUAUUUUUAUUUUCAAUUUAAUUAAUUAGGGACAUUGGAUUGGCAAUAGUGAACUUAAUCUGACUGUCGUAUCCCUUAGUUCAGAAAACAUACAGACAAGAUGGUCUAUGUUAAGUCUCAAUACGUGGCUUAGGUAUGCAAUAAAAAUUCCUGUAACAUUGACAGGAAUUGAGCCCAUGACACUGGGACUGCAAGAAGCAUCCACUCAGAUGUACAACCCCACCACAAGUUGGGUACUCUUGAUUUAGCAACAAUGUGUUCAUGAAGGAAAUUUGUGUCUAGCAAGUUGAAAGGGUGAUGGAUGUAGAAAUGCUUUUAACCAAUAAAUUAUUUCACUUUAUUGAAAUUCAAGUACAAGUUCCUCAUUUGUAGCAAUUCGUGGCCAAUGGCCAAAUUGCAAGUUACAAUUCCCUUGUGUAACUUAACUUGUAGUUUAACCAUUGGCCACAGAUUGUUACAAAUGAGGAACUUGAAUUUGAAUAAGAUGAUAUAAUUUAUUGAUAAAAAGUCCACUUCUACAUCACCCUUUCUACCUGCUAGACCAAAAUUUUCUUCAUGAAUACAUUGUUGCUAUGAUAAAGGGGAAUUCCACUCGGGUUCAACCAUAAUUUAUAUCGGAGAAGCCAGUUGGUAAAAAGUGUAUAUGCCUAUUUCUAGAAAAACUUUUUUUUUUCAGAAACUUAAGUAGGCCCCUUGCCAUAUUUUUUUAUAUUCAUAUUAGUAUAGUGCAUUACAGCAGUAGUAGCAAAUUUUAUAUAAGCCUACAAUAAAAUUUAUAUAUAAAAUAAAACAAAA